UUAAUAUGUUUUUAUUUAGGUUCAUUUCGAAAACAUAACCUAAAACGCCACCAAAAUAUGGAGAUUUUUAUGAGAAUCCAACAAAACGGGUACAAAUACGGUAAAUACGUGAUAAAUUACGCCGGUUUGUGGGAAUACAACAACAUUUCCGAGGUUUUAUUGGGAAUUAUUUGUUGCAAUAAAGUGAAAUUAAAAAAGAAUAGGAUUCAAGCUUACAUCGAUGGAAUUUGCCUUCAUUAUUUAUUAAAGGAAUUAAGAUAUUGUCCGAAUUAUCGAAAACAUUACGUGGACGUUUGUUGGAAUAAAUCGAAUAGAAUCAUUUUUCAAUUAAUCGAACCAAAACUACAAAUAAUUGAUUAUAAUUGGAAUCGACGCAUAUCGUUUUUAGUUUACGAAAGAGCCGAAUUAGAGCACACCUUAUCAUGGUUAUCGACUUUGGGUGGGGCCUUUUCCGCUUUAGGAGAUUAUUAUGAAAAUUUUGCCCUCGUUGCUGGGAAAAUCUCCUAUAACCAACUACUUUUAGCGGUGAAAAUGGGGGACCCCACGAUUGCAGCGCGUUGUAGAUUGUAUUUUAGUUUGAGUUUGAUACAAAGGCAACAGUAUAAAAUGGCGAGGCAAAUUAUAAAGCGAGAGUACGAUAACGCGAAACAAGCGGUUGUUGUCGAAGGACGAUUGUUGAAGAUGUGUUUAGGAAUAUGGUCUAAAUUGCAAUACGAAUACCGAUUAAACAAGGAAAAUAAUAAAAAUUUACCUAGUAUAAAGUGGAAAUUUGAAAAUAAUUAAAUUAUUUUUUUAUAUUAAA
Onthophagus taurus is the source of this 802-nucleotide messenger RNA. NCBI's taxonomy places the organism in Eukaryota, Metazoa, Arthropoda, Insecta, Coleoptera, Scarabaeidae. The record is from RefSeq and is a predicted model, not a curated record.